Episyrphus balteatus (marmalade hoverfly) is the source of this 1198-nucleotide messenger RNA. Its product is annotated as regucalcin-like. Lineage: Eukaryota; Metazoa; Arthropoda; Insecta; Diptera; Syrphidae. The transcript has 5 exons. Gene Ontology annotation, biological process: L-ascorbic acid biosynthetic process. The coding region runs from base 57 to 1031 and encodes 324 amino acids. Gene Ontology annotation, molecular function: gluconolactonase activity; calcium ion binding. The record is from RefSeq and is a predicted model, not a curated record.
ACUAACUCUCAACUGACAAUAUAAUUCAUUUAGUUUUCUGAUCGCUUCCUAUCAAAAUGGUUGUUAAGCUUAUAGCACUUUUUGGACUAAUAAGCUCAUUUUUAGUUGGCGUUUUAGCUGACAAUGAAAUAGUUGAGGAUUACAAGGUUAAAGAGCUACCUAGCUCUUAUGCUCAUUUGGGAGAAGGACCUCACUGGGAUAUUGCAACACAAAACUUAUACAUGGUUGAUCUUGAUGUUGGAAAACUGAAACGUUUGGACUACAAUCAGAAAAAAUGGUACAAGUGUCAAAUUGAAAAUGCGACUUUUGCUACAUUCAUCAUACCAGUAGAAGGAACGACCGACAAGUUCGCUGUUGGAAUUGAACGUCAAGUAGCUAUCGUUAAAUGGGAUGGUGUUUCAGAAACUUGCAAAGUUGAAAAAAUCAUUCUUACCGUUGAACAAUCGUAUAAUAAUAACCGCUUCAACGAUGCUAAAUGCGAUCCUCUUGGGCGUUUAUUUGCAGGAACAAUGCGCAAAUCUGACUUUGAUUUACGUACUGGACAUUUGUUCAAACUAUUGAAGCCUAAUUCAUAUGAAGUUAUGUUAUCUAACUUAGGAAUUGCAAAUGGUCUUGUUUGGAAUGAAAAAGGAGAUAAAUUUUAUUUUGUAGAUUCCCAAGAUUAUAAUGUAAAGCAAUAUGAUUAUAAUACCAAAACUGGCGAAAUAAGCAAUGCAAUAGUAAUUUCGAAUACUACAUCACUACCUGAUGGGAUGACCAUUGACAAUAAAGGAUUCCUGUAUGUGGCUGGUAAUGGUGGCUCCGCUGUAUUAAAGAUUGAUCCAAAAAAACGAAAAAUUGUACAAAAAAUCGAAAUACCAGCCAAGGAAAUAACAUCUUGUGCGUUCGGUGGUCCAAAUUUAGAUAUUUUAUUUGUUACAACAGCAAAUGAGAAAUACCCAUCUUCAAACGCUGGUAAAACCUAUAUGGUAACUGGCUUAGGUGCAAGAGGCUUACCAAUGACGAAGUUGAAUCUUAAACAUUAUAAUUAAAAAUGCAACUGAAGCGAAACGAACAUUAAAAUUUAAUUUUAAACAAUAAUAAAUUCAAAAACUAAAUUAAACUUGGUAUUGAACUUGAGGGUAGUUUAAUUAUUUUUCAAUUCAAAUAAAUAAAAUAAAUCUGUAAAUAAUGUAUUUAAAAGUAAAAAAAAAUGUUG